CAAGGCAUGGGUUCCCUCGUACAAUCAGGUCAGACAAUGGCACUCAUUUCAAAAAUGAACAUCUGGCGGAUGUAGAAAAAUUGUUAGGUUUAAAACACCGGUAUGGAGCUGUAUACCACCCACAAAGUCAGGGAAAAGUGGAGCGCCUCAAUCUAACGCUAAAAAACAAACUGGCAAAAAUUUGUCACAAGUCCAAAUUGAAUUGGGUAGAUGCACUUCCCAUUGCACUAAUGUCAGUACGCUGUUCUAUUAAUCGAACUACUGGUUUCACUCCAUUUGAAUUGGCAACAGGAAGACAAUUCCCGGGCCCAUGGGCACCCUUGUAUGGUGGGGACACUGACUCACCACAAAUGUAUCAUGAUAAAGUAUGUGCUGUGAUUAACAUGUUCUCUCCGCAGAAAAAUUGGCCAACAGAGAGUGAGACAGCCAGGCCUGCAGAAAACACAACGCUGUGGGUGAGAUUGAAACAACACAAACGAAAAUGGUCUAGUCCCAGGUGGUCUGAACCGUUACGAGUCACGGCUAGGACAUCCCAUUGUGUGCAAUUAGCAGGUAAAGGCACAACAUGGUAUCAUUUGUCUGCUUGUAUGUUCUGUCCUUCUCCAGAUAGGACUUUGGCGGAUGUCAGAGUUGACCUCAGGAGAGGUCAAAGAGAGGGAGAAGGAGAAGGAGACACUGAGGAGCCAGAAAGAGAGGGAGAAGGCGGGGAAAGAAGCGGACAAAUAGAAACAGCCCCAGCCCCCAGAACACAGCUAAGCGCAACCCCUGUAUUUAAAAUCUUGCAACGAACUGGAGACUUGCUUCAGACGCCAGAACACAUUCCCAUUGCACAUUGUAUAAGUGCUGAUUAUGCACUGGGAGCUGGGGUAGCUAAACAAAUUAGAGACAAAUACGGUGUAGAAGAAUUGAACACUUCAGUCGCCCAACCAGGGGAUUGUAUCAAAACUACACACGGUCCACGACAAAUUUACCAUUUGGUGACCAAAUGGUGGUGUAGGGACCUACCCACCUACGAGCAUCUCGAGGCUAGUCUGAUAAAAUUGUGUUACCAGUGUAAGAAGGAUCAAAACAAAAUAUUGGCUAUACCAAAAUUAGGGUGUGGAUUAGACAAACUAGACUACAUCAAAGUAAAAGAAAUCAUUGAGAAAGUAUUUAAAGAGGGCCACAUUCAGAUAAUUCUCCUAACAAAAUGAAUAUAAACAAGAUGGUGGUGGCCUGGGGAGCAAUGUUGGUGAUAAUCCUAUGGGUAAUCUGUCAUAUGAAAGUCAGAGGGACAACAAAGGAAAAACGUAGUGUAAAAGAAAGGGGGGGAACAGGGGUGCGUAUUACCUUAGAAAGGGAAGAGGGAAAGGAUGGGAUGUGGCAGUUUGAUCUCUGUCAAGUAAUAGAUUGCGGGAGGGAUCAAUUGGCAUGGAGGGGAUAUGAUGUUUAUGGGUGCUUGUGGCCCACUGCCACUACGCCCCCGAAUGGUCCCUGGUGUCAUACCUGGCAUGAUGUAAAUUGGAAGACAGCCCCAGGGUUCACAAAAAAUCUGUUAAAAAAUAGUCCUUUAGCCAAAAUAGACAGCAUCCAAAAUCGACUUAAGUUGUUUAGAGGAUACCAGCAUAGUUGGGGAGGAUGGAAAAACACGCUGAUUAUAUCACUAAAAAAUGGUAAUGAUGCAACUAACACAUACAUAACUCUAGGGGUGGACGUAACAGGAAAAGACCCGCUGGGGUUGAUGAAAAUUUCCAUAAAAAAGCCUGAACCCACAGGGGCGCCAACAAUUACAGACCUAACAAAGAAAAAGGUAAUACAGAGCACUGACUAUAGCAAUCUGACCCCACUAGAUCUGAUGACUCUGGAGACAGGCUAUCACGAAACAAAUUUAUGGUUAGAAUGGGUGACAAACGCAGCCGAAGAAUUAGGAUUUGAGGGGUGCCUAGCCUGCGCAGCGGGAAGGCCACAAUUAAAUACUGAACCUGCCCCAUUACAUGAUCAUGAUAGUUGGGGGUAUGAGUGUAUGUUAAAAUUAACCAAAGAAAAGAGCCCCAAAAACUGCACUGCCCUCAGUAAACUAUACCCACCAACUGGAAAUGAAUCAUCAAUGGGAGUUGCAUUAAUAAGAAGAAAGGGUAACUAUACCUGUUUCAAUUUAACUACCUCCAGUGCAUCCAAAAUACUAGUGGGAACAUUUAAAGCGGAAUGGUGUGGGCAGGUGAUUCAGGAAGGCCAUGACAAACUAGGAGGAUGGGGCAGAGCGGGUUUGUACUAUGCGUGUGGGGAAAAGGUGGUGUUGGCUAGAAUAGAGCCCACCAUGGAAGGAGUAUGUGCUAUGAUAAGGGUUGCUGCUCCUAUGGUCAUGAUAGGAAAUAGGGCUAUAAAUGGGCAUAAAAACAGGCGAAGAAGGUCAGUAAAUAGUGAUUUCGAUCUAACACACAAUAGCCCCACUUACAUAGACGCAAUUGGUAUCCCCAGGGGAGUUCCAGAUGAAUAUAAAUUGGCUGAUCAGGUAGCAGCAGGGUUCGAAAAUAUACCUGUGAUAGCUGCAGUGUUCCCCGUGACUCCAAGUAAAAAUGUAGACAGAAUAAACUACAUACAUUACAACGUGCAGAGAUUAUCAAAUCUCACUAGAGAUGCUGUGUCAGGAUUAAAGGAACAAUUGGCUGCUACAUCUUUGAUGACAAUUCAAAAUCGACUGGCUUUAGACAUGUUAUUAUCAGAAAGGGGCGGAGUUUGCUCCAUGUUUAAAGACACCUGUUGCACCAUCAUACCAAACAAUACUGCCCCUGAUGGUUCCGUAUCCAGGGCUCUGGAGGGACUAAAAGAAUUGUCAAAUGAAAUGAAAGCUAGCUCAGGGAUAGAGAAUGCUGUGUCUAAAUGGAUGUCUGAUAUGUUUGGGGAAUGGAAGGGGGUGAUUAUUGCUAUGUUAACAUCAAUGGGUGUUUUCCUAGGAAUUUUGGUGACAUGUGGUUGUUGCUGUAUUCCUUGUAUCAGAAGUUUGAUGAAUAGGCUGAUAAUAACUGCAAUUGAAAAGAAAGAAAGUCCACCUCCUUAUCAGAUGCCUCUUCUUGCUGCAGCGGAGGGGGAUGACGUGAUGGAGGAAGUAGAGGAGGAACUAUUGGAUAUGGUGUGAUCUCUUACGAGAUCAAGAGAGGGAAUUGAGGGAUUAUAUUUUUAAA
Molecule: messenger RNA, 3161 nt
Organism: Danio aesculapii
Lineage: Eukaryota; Metazoa; Chordata; Actinopteri; Cypriniformes; Danionidae
Exons: 2
Coding region: 231-1193 (320 amino acids)
Biological process (GO): peptidyl-glutamate ADP-deribosylation
Source: RefSeq, a predicted model, not a curated record